Molecule: messenger RNA, 501 nt
Organism: Candida tropicalis MYA-3404
Lineage: Eukaryota; Fungi; Ascomycota; Pichiomycetes; Serinales; Debaryomycetaceae
Exons: 1
Coding region: 1-501 (166 amino acids)
Source: RefSeq, a predicted model, not a curated record
AUGUUGAAGGAAUAUUCUAAAUUUCAUACUUGUGAAGAACGAGGUGAUAGUUCCGAGGAGGAAGACCAUGAUGAAUUAUUACAACAAAGACGAGGUAUUCACCUUAAUGAUAAUGGUAUAAAUGUAACCAUGAUAACACAACAGUUGCACAGGUUAUCUAAAUUAUUAGAAUUUGAGAAUAUUUCCAUGGCCAAAAUAUCUAGUACACCACCUGUAUCACUUAAAGAAUUUGAUAAUCCUCAAGAAUUUUAUAAAUUGUUAGUUAAUUAUAAUCAUUUAAUUGAAUUGAUGAUUAAUAAGAAUAAUGAAUUAACUUUGAUUAAAUUUAAAUGUCAUGAGAUUAUCAAUUCCAUGAUUAAACAAGUAAAUCAGGAACACACAUCACCUAACAAUAAUCCUCGAGAUGAACCAAUUAAAAAUCUCCCAAAUUCUGCUGACGAGAUAUGUAAAAAGUUGCAAGAUAUCUUCAACCCCAAAGAAGAAUUUGAUUCUACAUUAUAA